CAAAAUUCUCUCUGCAAAACCCUAACUAAACCCAGCCCAUCAAUAUUCCUCGCAGAGUUGAAGCUCAAAGAUCGCCCCUUUUCCCCUGCAGACGUCGAGUAGCGAACCGCUGCGAGCAGAAACUCCAGGACACCCGGCGAUGAGGAGGCCGAAAUCGAGGCGGUUCCGGCAGCAAAGCCGCCUCUCCGAGCUCCAGGAAAUAGAGCUCCUGCAGUCGUGGAUCGAGUCGCAGAAGCCGGACUCCGGGUCCAAUCCUCGCUCCCUGCCUCCUCUGGCGAGUGACGCGCGUAUUGGGCGACUGGAUGCGUCUUCUUUUUCCCGGUACGCUGGAGCUACAAAAUUCGAUCAGUUGCCGAUCUCAAAGAAGACCAAGGACGGUUUACGGGAAGCCAAGUACAAGAAGAUGACGGAUAUACAGAGGGCGUCGCUGCCUCACUCGCUCUGCGGCAGAGAUGUCCUCGGAGCUGCCAAGACUGGAUCCGGGAAGACCUUGGCGUUUAUCAUUCCGGUUCUGGAGAAGUUAUAUAGGGAGCGGUGGAGCCCAGAGGAUGGAGUUGGAAGCAUCAUAAUUUCUCCAACCAGAGAAUUAGCCGGUCAGCUAUUUGAUGUAUUGAGGGUUGUCGGGAGGCACCACGGUUUUAGCGCAGGACUUCUGAUCGGUGGUCGGAGGGACGUGGAUUUGGAGAAGCAGAGUGUAAAUGAAUUAAACGUAUUAGUCUGCACACCCGGUCGACUUCUUCAGCACAUGGAUGAGACUCCAAAUUUCGAUUGUUCACAGCUUCAGGUUUUGGUGCUUGAUGAGGCUGACCGUAUACUCGAUGUUGGGUUUAAGAAGGCUCUCAAUGCAAUCAUUUCGCAGCUCCCUAAACAGAGGCAGACUAUGCUCUUUUCGGCAACUCAAACAAAGUCGGUGCAGGACCUUGCGCGGCUCAGUUUGAAGGACCCAGAGUACUUGAGCGUCCACGAGGAGUCUGUGGUAGCUACUCCCAAUCGGUUGCAGCAAACUGCCAUGAUUGUGCCUCUUGAGCAGAAAAUGGACAUGUUGUGGAGCUUCAUAAAGGCACAUUGUAGAUCAAGGAUUCUCGUGUUUCUCUCCAGCUGUAAGCAGGUUAGGUUCGUCUUUGAAGCAUUUAAGAAAUUACGUCCUGGAAUACCCUUGAAGUGUCUUCAUGGAAGGAUGAAGCAAGAGAAGAGGAUGGGAAUCUAUUCACAAUUUUGUGAGCAGCAGUCACUUCUUUUCUCAACUGAUGUGGCCGCUAGAGGUCUCGACUUUAAUAAGGCUGUGGAUUGGGUGGUUCAGGUGGACUGUCCUGAAGAUGUUGCAUCAUACAUACAUAGAGUUGGUCGUACAGCUCGUUAUCAUUCUGGAGGGAGGUCGGUCUUGUUCCUCAUGCCAUCUGAAAUGAAAAUGCUUGAGAAAUUAAAAGCUGCCAAAAUACCUUUACAAGUUAUCAAGGCAAAUACAAAGAGAAUUCAAUCUAUAUCUCAUUUGUUAAGGGAGUUGCUUGCCAAGUAUCCAAACAUUAAUCAACUUGCUCAAAGGGCCUUCAUCACAUAUUUGCGGUCCAUCCAUAUUCAGAAAGACAAAGAAAUCUUUGAUGUGACGAAGCUGUCAAUCGAUGAGUAUUCCAUAUCGCUGGGGCUAGCAAUGCCUCCUAAAGUCCGGUUUUUGAAGAACAAGUUGAAGUCUAAGACACCUGAGGUAUAUGCUCCACCUGAACCUGAGAGUUCAGUCGAGGAUGGAGUUGUGGACGUACCAAGGGAGAAGCUGGAGAUCGGAGACUCUGUUGAAGAUGAUAAGAAUCUCCUGUUGACUGAAGAAGAUAGCGAAAAUGAUGAGGGAAAGAAAGAUGAUCAGCUUGGAGAUAUUGUGCCGGCUACUCGGGUAUUGAAGAAAAAGAAGCUCAAGAUCAACGUCAACAGGCCUGUGGGAACUCGAGUUGUCUUUGAUGAAGAGGGAAAUAGCCUGCCUCCACUUGCUCGAGUCGCACAGCCGCUGGACUCUGAUGGUUCAAUUCUAAUUGACCGAGAGAAAAAGGAUGAAUACUACAGAAGGAUGAGGGAGGAGAUGAAGAAAGUUGACAAGGAGGACAAGCGUCUCCACCGGGAGCGGCUCAGAGAAAAUCGAAUCAAGAAGAAAAUGAAGUGGAAGAAGGGCAAGAGCGGACCUGAUGAAGAGGACGAAGGAGAAGAGGCGGGUGAGAGCGAUUCUUCCAUGUCAGACAAAGGUCCCGAGGGCAAGGGACGCAGAAGGUCGAAGGUAUAUUUCGAUAGUGACGGGGAAGAUGGUGAGCAGGGAGAGAGCAAGGACAAGUCGGGUCUCCCUAAACCCGACUCAAUCUCCUUGGCUGAGCAGGAGCAGCUGGCUCUUAAGCUACUGAGCUCGAUGCACUCAUAGUCGUAGAAGCUGCGUCAUCAGCUCUUUUUGUUGUAAUCCAGAAAAAUUUUGCUCCUGAGGAAUUUCUUGUUUUGGUCAAUCGAGGCUUUUUUUUUUAAUUAUUCAGGUGGAUACAUAUGAUAUGAGAUCAUAGCAGUUUUGUUCAAAAACAUGUUGAACCCAUUGAA
Punica granatum (pomegranate) is the source of this 2565-nucleotide messenger RNA. The record is from RefSeq and is a predicted model, not a curated record. Lineage: Eukaryota; Viridiplantae; Streptophyta; Magnoliopsida; Myrtales; Lythraceae.